Carassius carassius (crucian carp) is the source of this 1838-nucleotide messenger RNA. It is a transcript of the gene necab1, whose product is annotated as N-terminal EF-hand calcium binding protein 1. The record is from RefSeq and is a predicted model, not a curated record. Gene Ontology annotation, molecular function: calcium ion binding. Lineage: Eukaryota; Metazoa; Chordata; Actinopteri; Cypriniformes; Cyprinidae. Gene Ontology annotation, biological process: regulation of amyloid precursor protein biosynthetic process. The coding region runs from base 287 to 1333 and encodes 348 amino acids. The transcript is spliced from 13 exons. Gene Ontology annotation, cellular component: cytoplasm.
CCUAACAAACACGAGGAAACACAUCAUAAAACAUCACAAUCGUUUCUCCCCGCUGAGACAGCUGAGAAUAAUGAGUAGCGUGCUGCCCAACUCAGAGCGAGUGUGAUUGGUGCUCUGCGCAGCAUCAGGAGACCUGUGGCUCAUCGCUGGACGGAGAACAGCGGGAGAUUCCUCACAGACACAGAGCAGAACGCACGCUCCUUCGCCUGCACGCGCACUUGUGUCGACACAUUAAGCCUUAUUACUAUACCUGAAGCGAAGAGUUUCAGUUAGAGAAGGAAUCAUUAUGGAUUGCUCUGAAGAGGUGCAGUCACUCUCAGAUGAUGCCAGCACUCCCGUCGAGUUAAAGAAAGGAAUGUCAAUAUUUUUGGAUAUAUUGAGAAGAGCUGAUAAAAAUGAUGAUGGGAAGCUGUCCUUUGAUGAGUUCAAGGCUUAUUUCUCAGAUGGUGUUCUGUCAGGAGAUGAAUUAAAGGAGCUCUUCCAUGCAAUUGACACUCAUAACACAAACAACGUGGACACAGAUGAGCUGUGUGAAUACUUCUCUCAGCAUCUUGGAGAAUAUGAAAACGUCCUCGCAGCCUUGGAAGACCUGAACGUAUCCAUACUGAAAGCCAUGGACAAAACCAAGAAGGACUAUCAGGAGGCCACACAUCUGGAGCAGUUUGUGACACGUUUCCUGUUGAAGGAGACCACCAGUCAGCUGCAGUCUCUCCAGAGCUCUCUGGAGUGUGCCAUGGAGACCACUGCCGAACAGACCCGGCAGGACAGACAGGGGCCUGUGAAGCCAGAGGUUCUGCCCAUUCAGUGGUCAGGAAGGAGAUCUAAUCGAAGACUUCAAAGGAAUAACAGCUUGUCUCCGAACAACCCACUUCUGAACCUUGUUAAUUCAGGUCUGUAUGAAGAGGACAAUCAAUGGAUAACCCAGAUCAACAGACUGCAAAAGCUGAUUGACCGUCUCGAGAAAAAGGAACUGCGUUUGGAGCCGGUGGAAGAAGAGGUGUUGGAAAGCUCCACCAAAUCACACAUCCUGAUCGUGCAGAGGCAGCUCUCAGUGCUGGAGGAGGAAGUGGAGGAAUUUCGUCUGGCUCUCCGGCAGUACAUCGACUGCGCAAGAACCCAGACCGGCUGCCUCCAUGUUGCAGUUCAGCGGCUUGCCAACGAAUCCCGCUUCAUUCUGUAUGAGUUCUGGGAGCAAAGCAACAUGUGGAAGAAUCAUCUGCAGACCAAUUACAGCAAAACCUUCCAGAGAGGCAAUGUGGAUUUCUUAGAGACGCCAGAGAUUAUGACAACUAUGCUGGUUCCAGCAUCAUGGUGGGUCCUCAACAAUAACUAGAAUCUGUCGACUCCCGUUAGAUGACAGCAGACAUUAUGAGGACCACACAAGCCUGGACUGACAUCUGUAUCCCUGUCAUCAGGAACACGUUGUCUUCAUAUCUGCUGUAUAGUCAUAGUGACUAGCUCUUGCUUUCAGUGUUGUUCCAUUCUUAGCUCUAUAGGAGUAGUGUAAACUGUAGAGGAUAUCAAAUAGAGCAAUGAGAUCUUUGUUCUCCAGUGAUAGCACUCCAGUCCCAUCAGAGAUGUGUAAGAUGUGUUCAUCUGUGCCGUGACAGUACAGUGUUGAGUGCUGUCAGUAUGUCUGUAGCACAGGUCUGUGUCUCCUCGUGUAGCAGCACUUGACAUGACCACUUCUUUGAGAAGAUAUACUUCUAUUCUUGUAUUUCAUGUAGUUUGUCAACUCAGAAUGAACAUAUGAAAUUAAUGUGACCAACCACAAUUUUCGUCUUAAGUAUUGCCAAGUGGAGGUAGUAUCAAGUGGUUAAUAAAGUUUCUAAGUGGAU